UUUAGUGCCUGUGACAUCGGUCUACGAAUGAUAACCAUGAAUGCAUCUCAAAAAGAAACGAUUUAUUUCGCCAACAAAUCGCAUCUUUUUAUUUAUCGCUUUAAACUUCUAGUACCCUACGAGUUGCUGAGUAAAAUAUCGGAAUUGCGUUACGAGUUAUUCCCGGAAAUUUGGCCGAGCGUAACGUCAUUUCUAGGAAUUCACUUUUGAUUCUCUCUCCUGAUUAAUUCGAUCAAUAUGUUGUGUAAAUGCUCUCUAUUUUUAUUUAAAUAAAAUAUGAAAGUGUGUUCUUAUUAGAAGUGGCAUACUAUGAGUCACAGUAACUGAUAACGCGGUGUUGAGAAACUUAAAAACCGUCUCUUAAGCGUAUUUACAUCUUACUGCUGCAUUCUCCUUCUCUUAGACGUUCUAGAACCCACUGAUUUUAAGUUUGGAGUGUCAGAAUGAAAAAGAAAUGAUUAUUAAAUUAUUUAACCAGAAGGUUUAAAACUCAACCAACCUUUACAUCACUAAAGUCGCCAGUGCAUUACACGAGUCAAUGAUUUUAAUAAAUUUUUGGAGAUAGGCCGAGCUUGUAUUUACUCAUUAAGGUGAGUUAGUAUGGAUAUAUUUCGCUCCUUUGAGUGGAUUUUGUCUCUGCGACGUAAGGUAAAAUCGAGUUUUCAUCAUCAUUUGUGGUGGUGAAAGUGCUUCAAUGAUAGCUUGAAACGAAUGAUUUAAUCUCAACUAUUUGGUCAAGUGUAAACACAGUGAUUGAAAUAAACCAACCUUCCUAGUGUGACACAACAAAACACUUCAUAAAUUACAAAAUCAGAUAUAAAGGAUAAAUAAAUGAUCUUUGUUUUGUAUUUUUCGGCAUUAAUUCAUUUAAUAGUGAAACAACAUGAGCGACAGCACUGGCGUUCUUGAGGUGCAUUCUUUCGGGCAGCCAUUUCAAUUGGGAAUGCUGUACGACUAUCGUAGUCACUACCUUGUAACAGGGCCAACAUUGUGGGAAUCUGACAUCGUUAAGAAUAUCUCUUCCUCGCGCAUUUCCCCACAGUCUAUGUACGAAGUCUUUGUAAGUGGCAACGUGGAAGAGAUGGCAAAGGUUUUCGGCAUCGAUUCUAACUUUAGAUUGAGUUUGAUGACAGGAUUGAUCAACCCAUCCGGAAUUGGAAAGUUUAUCAUUGAUGGCGACACCUCAAAGAAGCACAAUCUGGUUCGCAUUAUUGUCAAGUAUGAAACUACAUCGAAAUUUGAAGAACUUAACAUGGAUCAAACAAAGAAAGAGCCUUACAGAGACCUAAGUUCAGAGAUGACAGCUACACAUUUUGUAUCGCGAAUAGAAUAUGGCAGAGAAGCAGUCUUCGUAUUCGACAGAAUAUUGGACGAAAACGAAACAUUUACCGAUGUUGAAGCCGACCUAGAGUUCGCUGUCGACUCCCUAUUCCAAGCUGUGGAGGGAAGCAAUACAUCUGCACGUGCAACAGAGCUGAUGGACAAGGAAGAACUGAGUAAAUUGGUUUUUACCUUUUAUGGAGAUAGAGACCAGGCCAGUUCUACCAUUGGUAUGAGUUAUGAAGAUGCCCUGCGGACCUACUCUGAACUCCAGAAAAACGAAGAAAGCCAUAUGCAUGAUUUUCCUAAAAGGGUUUGGCUACAAUCACUGAGCACUUUGGAACCGCAAUUGGUACGGCGAGUGCGUGAGGUUAGCCCUCAAGUGACUGGAGCUCUGCAAAAUGCCUUGGCAAAUUUCAACGAGUUUCAAACGCGUUUAUCUGGUCUCGUCGAUGAUAACACAUGUUCCACCUUCCCUAUCAUCAAACAGCGGAUCUCCAGAUGUGGAAAAGCGGUUUCCAGGUACAAAAAGAACAUUCUGAAGACAUUUUCCGAUUUGUUGCCAGUGGUGCGAGGAGGUGAAGAAGAAGAGCAAGUCCUCACCGACGUCCUCAACACACUUGUGUCUUCUCCGUUUCAUCACGACCGCCUCACGUCUUGGAUUAGUGGCAUAGAGAAGGAGAUGAAACUUGUGUCCACAUACCUGGAAUUCUUUAGGGGAAUCCAGCUGGUAACGUCUUUGAAAGAUCUUGACAGUGUGAUCAAUUCCUUGGAGUAUGACCAGGUUGUUUGCUUUUCCCUGAUGACGGCUGGGAAUCAAGAUGCACUGGUUGAACAAAUGCAUACAUUCCUGCGAACUGGCAGUUGGACACCAGAAAAUCUCUCAGCACAGUCCUGGUAUGAGAAUCCUGAAAUAGUUAAUGAAGGAAAGGCUAAGGCGAGAAAUUUCAGAGAUUUUGUCCGUGAAAAUGAAAAUGACGGGCGUACAAAGUUCAUCGUCACAAACGUUCAGAAGUGCACAGGCGAAGGAGUUCUUACAGUCCGUUUGUAUGAUGGUGGUCAUUCUAUGGAUUUUGAACUUCCAGGUGUACCCGGAAAGCCUUCUGCAACUGUGACAAGUGCCUCCAGUAUCACCCUACGUUGGGAACAGUCUCCACAUGGAAAAGAAAUAGUCCAGAAUUACACAGUUCAUUUUAGACCUUCUGUCGGCGAUUGGAAGUCAUUGUCGACUGCGGGACCAGAAAAUACGAUUAUGGUAGAUGGAUUGGAGGCAAACACUGCCUACCUGUUUAAGGUGAACAGCGAAUGCAAAGCUGGGAGAAGUGCUGUAAGUGCCACCAGUGACAGUGUUAUUACUGAGGAUCUCGCGACUGAAUCCGAAUCAGACCUCCUCCACAAGAAGAAGAGUGAGUCAUCCUCAGGUAAACAGAGCCACAAUCCAAAUGGAGCAAGGGCUAAGGAUUCAUCGUCUCUCAAGUCCAGAAACAACGCCGAAGGAACGAAAGGUAGUGAAGCAAUCGGCGGAAAGAACCAAGAAAAUCCUAUAUGCAAGCCAGAUUGUAAACGGACCAGUGGUAUCGCGCAAAACAGUAAAACCUCCGAUGACAAGGCCACAAAGUUCUUUGUUCCUUAUAAACCAGCAGAGUUCUUGCUUUCCUCCUCGAAGAAGAUUAAAGAUGGCUCUCCAACAAUUUACAAGCUCUCAAUGAAAACAAGAAUGAGACGACAAAACAGCAUGAUUGCCAGACAAAGUAUCGGAAAGCCCCCCAAAAGAGUUAAAGGACGCUCUUCUGAGAAAGUUCUAAUGGUAGUAGGAGCUACUGGAGCUGGUAAGUCGACGUUAAUCAAUGGCAUGGUGAAUUACAUUUUGGGUGUUGAGUGGAAAGACGACUUUCGAUAUAAACUCGUCGUGGAGGACAUAAGCGUAUCUCAAGCUUACAGUCAGACGAAGGACAUUACCGCUUACACGUUUUAUCCCAUGCAAGGUUCAGCCAUUCCGUACACAUUUACAAUAAUUGAUACACCAGGGUUUGGGGAUACAGAAGGUCUGAAAAGGGAUAGGCUCAUUACCAAUCAGAUUAAAGAGUUCUUUUCCAUUCCUCCACCAAAUGGUAUCGACCACCUUGAUGGAGUUGGAUUCGUUACACAAGCUUCCCUGGCACGUCUCACUCCAACGCAAGAGUACAUCUUCAACUCAGUCCUUUCUAUAUUUGGAAACGAUGUUUCCAAAAAUAUCUUUAUGAUGCUGACCUUUGCAGAUGGCCAACAUCCCCCAGUGCUUGAAGCCAUCAAUAGAGCCAACGUUCCAAGUGACAAGUACUUCAAAUUCAACAACUCAGCUCUUUUUGCCAGAAACAAAGAAACAGAAGAGAGCUUUGAUGCAAUGUUUUGGAAGAUGGGUUAUCUCUCCUUUCAGAACUUUUUCGCUGAGUUUGCAAAAGCAGAAAGUGUCAGUCUUCGCCUUACCAAAGAGGUGUUGAAUGAACGUGAACAACUUCAAACUUUGAUUGAAGGUCUGAACCCUCAAAUUACAAUGGGCCUCAACAAGAUUGAAGAAAUGAGGCAAGAAGAGCUUGUUUUGCAGCACCAUGUCAGCGAGAUUGAAACCAACAAAGAUUUCACUUAUGAAGUUGUUGUUACUAAGCCAAAUUAUAUCGAUCUUAAAGGAACUGGGAAGCACACCACCACCUGCCUAAAAUGCAAUUACACAUGCCACCAGGAUUGUAAGAUUGCUGAUGACUGCUACAAGCGUAACUGUUGGGCCAUGGAAAAAACAUCUGGAAAUUGCAGAAUUUGUACAUUGAACUGCAUCUGGUCAGAUCACAAAAACCUCCCCUACAUAAUCGAGUACGAGUCAGUUGUCGAAAUUAGAACUUCCGCCGAACUGCAAAUGAAGUAUGAAAAAGCCAUUUCAGGAAAAUCAAAGAUCGAAGGCAUGAUGGAACAACUUGAGGAAUUUCUUCAAAGUGUACACAGCAAUGUUCUGACCAUGAUAAACAGGGCACAGCAAAGCCUUCGUCGAUUGGAUGAGAUUGCCCUGAAACCCAACCCGCUAACUCAAGUGCAGUACCUGGAGCUUGUCAUAGAAUCUGAGAAGAAUGAAGCCAAACCUGGUUGGAAAAAACGUGUGGAGUACUUCGAAGAAGCCAAACGUCACGCGGAGAUAUUAUCAAAAGUUAAAGAUGUCAAAGCAGGACAAAAGAUCAUCGAGGAGAAGGCUCGCAGUGGAGAAAAGUGGUAUUCCCGAUUCAAGUUUUGGUUACUUCAGCAACUCUGAUGUUCUGCCAACAAGAGAUGCCAUAUGGUUGCCUGACAAGCCACUUUAAUUUAAGGAUUCAACUUUGCACGAAGUACGAAAACAAUGAAAAGAGGGCACUGCUAAUGAUAUGAAACUUUAAAGAUAAGAAUCCCCUGACUCCAUUAAGAAAAGUUUAAAAUUGCGAAAUGUGAGCUUAAGCAUUUAAUGAAUUUCAAAUUGCUACCAUGUAUAGUGUGUGUUAAGAUAGGCCAAUCACGUAAAGAGUCUGCGACCAAAGAAAAAAAUUAUGAAAGUGAAAUGACCGAAACGGCCUCCUAAAGAGUAAAACUAGUCACCUUCGAAGGAUAGUUUUCCGAAUUUUGCGAAGCUAGAUCUCACAACGAACAAUUUAAUCCAUUAGUGUCUUAAGGUCUCGUAACUCAGUAAACAACUUAACAAGACGAACAUGCGAGGGACGACAUCACAAUAUGCUAGAUUGAUUGUAUAUUCAGCAAACGAAAGUAAUGUAUUCAAAUGAAUUAUUUGUUUCCUUGAUCAAUAAGCUUUUCCAUUUCAGGAAUAGCUGUAUUUGUGGUUUAAGCACGACCUACAAUGACCUUGCCUAGUAUGCAAGCCUAGAUAACAGAAAUAGAAAUAUUUUUUUUAGAAUUUUAAAAAAGCUGUAGCUAGUUACAGUUAUAAUGGAAUUAUACAAGCGUGACAGCCUUUGAAAGUGUUCCAUUGCGUUUCUAAUGAUUGAUUAGCUCAUUUACCUCACUGCGUAACAAUAAAAAUCGUUUAGAUUG
This is a messenger RNA of Stylophora pistillata, 5364 nucleotides long. RefSeq lists its product as uncharacterized. NCBI's taxonomy places the organism in Eukaryota, Metazoa, Cnidaria, Anthozoa, Scleractinia, Pocilloporidae. Gene Ontology annotation, molecular function: GTP binding; protein binding. The record is from RefSeq and is a predicted model, not a curated record.